UUAUAUUUAAACGCUAAUGAGGCAUACAUAUCAGUGCAGUGUAUUACAAGGAAGAUGUUAGUUCUUAUUUCUUUACUCCUGUGUUCCGCGGUGAACUCCGCGAGAAUACUAGGAGUGUAUCCAAUGCCUUCAAUAAGUCAUCAAGUGGUGUUCCAAGCUCUGACCCGGGAACUGGCGAAGCGAGGACACGAGCUGGUGGUUAUAACACCAAACCCGGCUUUACUGAAAGACAGACCGAAGGAUAAUGUAACAGAAAUAGACACAGGCAAUACCUAUCAAAUUGUAAUGAAUUUUGCAAAAAAAAGUCCAAACACUGUUAAGAAAAGAGGUGCAAUUUCUGAUUUAGAAGCGAUGACGUCGAAACAGAUGACCCAAAGUAUGAUACUGUUGUCAGAUGAGUUAUUUAACAAUGAAGAAGUGAUAGCGCUAUUAAGGGACAAAUCGCAGAAGUUUGACCUCGUGAUAGCCGAGGGAUUUAUAAAUGCUCAUCACAUUUUCGCAAAUAUCUUUAAUGCACCAUUAAUAGUGUUUUCAUCUGCGUACGGGCUUCCUGAAACAUUUGAAAUGACAGGCGCAGUGGCGAGACAUCCCAUACUAUAUCCACAUGUUAUGAGGAAUAAAUAUAAAAAUCUCUCGUUUCUCGAGAAAAUUAAAGAAAUCUAUAAUGAAUACAUCUUUACGAAUUGGCUUGCUAAACUUGAGAAACUCGAAUCAGAUUUUUUGAAGAGUAAAUUUGGAGCAGAGGCCCCGACAGUUGAUGAACUAAAAGGUCUUGUGUCCUUGGUGCUUUUGAAUUGUUUCCCUAUAUUUGACAAUAAUCGUCCUGUGCCUCCUAACGUUGUAUAUUUAGGAGGCUUGCAUCUGCAACCCGUGAAGGAAUUACCAAAGGAUCUAAAACAUUACCUGGAUAGCUCAAAACGCGGCGUGGUGUACGUCAGUUUGGGAACCAAUGUUCAACCUUCUAUGAUGGACAAGGAUUUAUUGAACGCGUUCCUGGACGCCUUCAGAGAGAUACCUUACGAUAUUUUGUGGAAAUUUGACGGAGACAAUCUUGAAAACGUUCCAAAAAAUGUGAGGAUACAGAAGUGGUUCCCGCAGAGGGAUUUAUUGGUACAUUCAAAAAUAAAAGUAUUCGUCACACAAGGCGGUCUCCAGUCCACGGAUGAGGCUAUAGACGCCGGAGUGCCUCUGGUCGGUAUACCGUUCAUAGCAGACCAGUGGUAUAACGUGAACAAAUACGUGGAGCUUGGCAUUGGGGUCCAGCUGGAUGCCUUUACUUUGAGUGCUGAUGAUAUUGUGAAGGGAGUGAACACUGUUGCUGGUGAUGACAGAUUUAGACAAAACUUAAAGAAGUUGAAGUCUAUUAUGUACGACACGCCGCAGACGCCGCUCGAUCGCGCCGUGUGGUGGACGGAGUACGUGUUGCGACACAAAGGCGCGCAACACCUCAAGUCACCCGCCGCUAACAUGACCUACGCUGAAUACUUCAUGCUCGACUUCGUAUUAACCCUUAUUGGAGUACAAUCAGUAGCAUUAGUUAUUUUAGUGUAUAUUAUAUAUUAUGUUAUUAGAUUAUUUAAAUAUGGUUCUGUUAAAAUAAAACGAAGUUAACUUAAACUGUUAAAU
Manduca sexta (tobacco hornworm) is the source of this 1626-nucleotide messenger RNA. RefSeq names its product UDP-glucuronosyltransferase 2B15-like. The coding region runs from base 55 to 1611 and encodes 518 amino acids. Gene Ontology annotation, molecular function: UDP-glycosyltransferase activity. Lineage: Eukaryota; Metazoa; Arthropoda; Insecta; Lepidoptera; Sphingidae. The record is from RefSeq and is a predicted model, not a curated record. The transcript has 4 exons.